UCGGUGUCAAUUUUGUGUGUGUGUGUGUGUGUGUGUGUGUGUGUGUGUGUUGUGUGUGUGCGCGCGCGUGUGUGUGGCCGCGGCCGGAGCCUGUGGCGGGCGGGCGGCGAGCGGGGAGACCCCGGCGCGGGCAGAGCCAUGGAUGGCCCGGCGCGGGGCCAUGGACUCCGCAGAAAGCGGCGGUCGCGGUCGCAGCGAGACCGGGAGAGGCGCUCCCGGGGCGGGCUGGGGGCCGGCGCGGCGGGCGGCGGCGGGGCCGGCCGGACCCGGGCGCCCUCGCUCGCCUCGUCGUCGGGCUCCGACAAGGAAGACAAUGGGAAGCCCCCGUCCUCCGCCCCGUCCCGGCCCAGACCCCCGCGGAGGAAGCGGAGAGAGUCCACCUCGGCCGAAGAGGACAUCAUUGAUGGAUUUGCCAUGACCAGCUUUGUCACUUUUGAAGCGCUGGAGAAAGAUGUAGCACUUAAGCCUCAGGAACGCGUGGAGAAACGCCAGACUCCCCUGACCAAGAAGAAACGAGAAGCACUUACCAAUGGCUUGUCCUUUCAUUCCAAGAAGAGCAGACUGAGCCACCCUCACCACUACAGCUCGGAUCGGGAGAACGACGGCAACCUCUGCCAGCACCUCGGGAAGAGAAAGAGAACGCCCAAGGGACUCAGGCAGCUCAAACCAGGGCAGAACAGCUGCAGGGACAGUGACAGCGAAAGCGCCAGCGGAGAAUCCAAGGGCUUCCACCGAAGCAGCUCCCGAGAAAGGCUCAGUGAGAGUUCAGCUCCUUCCAGCUUGGGAACAGGCUACUUCGUAAGUCUAUCUCAACUUCCACAUAUGUGCCUUGCAUUGGCAUUGAUUUGCUUCAACAAUGAAUGCUUGUUAGGUUGUGGAGGAAAAAAAAAAAUCUAAGCAAUUCCCUCUCAGUUCUAAUGCACAGUCUGAUUUCUGUCCUUUUACUAGCAAUUGUUUCAUGUUUAAAAGACAACGUGCUGGGCCCAUAGGUGUCUCAGCCAGUCUGCGGUGU
Ochotona princeps (American pika) is the source of this 1012-nucleotide messenger RNA. RefSeq names its product autism susceptibility gene 2 protein-like. The record is from RefSeq and is a predicted model, not a curated record. The transcript is spliced from 4 exons. NCBI's taxonomy places the organism in Eukaryota, Metazoa, Chordata, Mammalia, Lagomorpha, Ochotonidae. Bases 139 to 897 code for a protein of 252 amino acids.